AUGCGUUUCAGUGUGACUCUGUUGGCCUUACUGGCAACUGUCGGAUCUGCAUCACCUGGCGACAACUUACCUGAGUUUGGCGACUGCAAAUAUGCCUGCGAGUAUCAAAAAUCGUGUCCCGGAUCGCAGAUCAAUUACAUAGAUGCAUCCACUAAUGAGUUCAGUGAUUGGCGGUUUGAUCAAUGUCCAUUGGCGCUAUCUACUUUCCUAUUUUGGGAUUGCAUCUCAGAUUGUGAUUAUCAAUGUCAACAAAUAAUAACCAAAUCUAGAAUUCAAGACGGCGAGGAGAUUCUACAGUUCCACGGUAAAUGGCCAUUCCUCAGACUUUUCGGUACUCAAGAACUAUUCUCCACCCUAUUUAGUAUAGGAAACUUUGUUCCUCAUUACUAUGGUUUCCAAAAACUGAGUGACAAGAUCCGGAGGCUGGAAAAUAGAGGUGACACUAGGAGGUUGACUCUUUUGCAAAAUUACACCUAUGUGGCCAUCGCUGGUAUGCUGGCGUGGUCCGCGAGCACCAUAUUUCACUUGAGGGAUUUGCUGAUCACUGAGAAACUGGACUACUUUUUCGCUGGUGGUACUGUCCUUACUGGAUUUCACGCCAUAUUCGCUAGAAUGACGCGCCUUGAUCAACAUCCCAAGGUUGCCAGAUUGUUUUCGUUGUCGGUGGCCUUCAUCUUUGCUCUCCAUCUGCUCCGGCUAUACGUUGACUGGUCAUACACCUACAACAUGAGGUUUAACGUUUUCUUCGGAUUGCUGCAAUACCUGCUACUGUUGCUUCUGGCGUACCAAAACUACUCGUCCCUCAAAGCUCAAACAUAUGGUACUCAAAGACGUGCCUACGAUAGACGUGCAUCUAACAUGUUCAACCUGUGUGUCGUUCCGGUACUACUCGUGGGAUCGACCGCUAUGGCUAUGUCAUUGGAGCUUUUUGAUUUCUUUGUUUACAGUUGGCAAAUUGACGCACACGCCCUGUGGCAUAUGUGCACGAUCUGGCCAUCCUGGGUCCUAUACAGCUUUUUUCUUCACGAUUUUGAUUUCGCGGCCAAGGCCAACAUCCACUAG
Torulaspora globosa is the source of this 1062-nucleotide messenger RNA. It is a transcript of the gene PER1, whose product is annotated as Per1p. The record is from RefSeq and is a predicted model, not a curated record. Lineage: Eukaryota; Fungi; Ascomycota; Saccharomycetes; Saccharomycetales; Saccharomycetaceae. Gene Ontology annotation, molecular function: hydrolase activity, acting on ester bonds. Bases 1 to 1062 code for a protein of 353 amino acids. Gene Ontology annotation, biological process: GPI anchor biosynthetic process. The transcript has a single exon. Gene Ontology annotation, cellular component: endoplasmic reticulum membrane.